This is a messenger RNA of Tetrahymena thermophila SB210, 1197 nucleotides long. RefSeq names its product cation channel family protein. Lineage: Eukaryota; Ciliophora; Oligohymenophorea; Hymenostomatida; Tetrahymenidae. The record is from RefSeq and is a predicted model, not a curated record. The transcript has 2 exons.
AUGGAAGAUAAUAAUAUACCUGCAGAUAGGCUUGAGAAUAUCAACGAAGGGUAUUAGCCCUUUUAAUAUGAGACGGUAGAAGAAAAGAACAAGAAAAAGACAAGGAAGAAAAAAGUAUUCUUAGGGAUAAUGAUUUUGUGUUUGCCUCUUUUAUUUUCUUUUAUUUAUUUAACUCUUAACAAAAGACAUUCUAUCCAUUAUCCAUAAUUAAAUUAAGUGGAAGUUAAUCCUUUUAUUUAUCAAUAUUUGAAUGGAACUCUAGCCUUCUUGAAUAGUUAUGGCAAUAUUAAAGUUUUUGAUAAUAGAAUGAAUAAGCUCCAAUAAAUAACUGAGUAUACACUAAAUUUGAAAAACUCUAAGUUUUUGAUGGACAACUGGAAUAAUUAAAUAAUUAUAAACUCUUAAGAUGCUGCUUAAGAUGUUGAAUAUUUAGAUGAUAAUAGUAUAUUUAAUUGUUCAUCUGAAUAAUCUUUUGCUCUCACUUAAGAUGUCUAUUUACUAACUUGUGAUGAAUGUCUUUUUCUCUAUUUUUAAGAACUUAAAGUUUAAGGCAUGGAAUUUUAGAAUUUUAAUAGCCUUGCUACUGUCCUUGCAAAGUAAACACCCAUAAUUAACGUUUUUAAUAUAAUAUAUACAAGUAAGCCAUAGAUUGGCAAUGAUGAAAUUUUAUAUAUUUAUGAAUAUGAUCUCCGUGAUAAAGACACAUUAUAAAGACCUUAACUUAUUUAUCAAGGAUAAUUGCAAUAGUUAUAAAUAACAUAAUCUCUCAAAGAUAUGAUUAUUUCAGCAGAUUAAAUAGUAAUGAUUUUUUCACAGUCAAUUGUAAAUUAUAAGAAGGUUGGUCCUGUUACAUAAGAUUUAAAGUUUAAUCUAGAAAUAGUAGACAAUUAAUCGUUAAAUAUACCAAACUCUAAUUUAAAAUAAUGCUUUUAAAUAGAAUCUGACAUUAUUUGUUAUGACAUUAAUUCAAAUAGUCUAAUCUCAAUUAAUCAAUGGUAAAUAAAAGAUAAGCUAUAACUCAACAAUGAUCUUACAAUAAAUAGAAUAGAAUUAGGAUAAAACAAUGAUUUAUUCAUUUUAACAUAAAUUCAACUAAUGAGAGUAACUAUCUCACCAUUAAAUAUUACUGAAACUUACAAUUUUAAAGCAAAUGGUUUGAGUGAUGAAAUUAAUGAUUUGAUUGUAAUAAAAAAUUGA